Molecule: messenger RNA, 2696 nt
Organism: Dipodomys ordii (Ord's kangaroo rat)
Lineage: Eukaryota; Metazoa; Chordata; Mammalia; Rodentia; Heteromyidae
Gene: Gucy1b1
Product: guanylate cyclase 1, soluble, beta 3
Exons: 14
Coding region: 87-1946 (619 amino acids)
Biological process (GO): cGMP biosynthetic process; response to oxygen levels
Cellular component (GO): guanylate cyclase complex, soluble
Molecular function (GO): heme binding; guanylate cyclase activity
Source: RefSeq, a predicted model, not a curated record
CCCGGUUGCGUUGUCGCGGCGGUAGCCAGGGUCCCUAGGCCGAGCCUGUGCGUGGAUGCUGCCCGUGGGGCUCCGGCUGUGACACCAUGUACGGAUUUGUGAAUCACGCCUUGGAGCUGCUGGUCAUCCGCAAUUACGGCCCCGAGGUGUGGGAAGAUAUCAAAAAAGAGGCCCAGUUAGAUGAAGAAGGACAGUUUCUUGUCAGAAUAAUAUAUGAUGAUUCCAAAACUUAUGAUUUGGUUGCUGCUGCAAGUAAAGUCCUCAAUCUCAAUGCUGGGGAAAUCCUCCAAAUGUUUGGGAAGAUGUUUUUUGUCUUCUGUCAAGAAUCUGGUUAUGACACCAUCUUGCGUGUCCUGGGAUCCAAUGUGAGAGAAUUUCUGCAGAACCUUGAUGCUCUGCACGAUCACCUUGCUACCAUCUACCCAGGCAUGCGUGCACCUUCCUUCAGGUGUACUGAUGCGGAGAAGGGCAAAGGACUUAUUCUGCACUACUACUCAGAGAGAGAAGGACUGCAGGAUAUUGUCAUUGGGAUCAUCAAAACUGUUGCUCAACAAAUACAUGGCACUGAAAUAGACAUGAAGGUUAUUCAGCAAAGAAAUGAAGAAUGUGAUCAUACUCAAUUUUUAAUUGAAGAAAAGGAGUCAAAAGAAGAGGAUUUUUAUGAGGACCUUGACAGAUUUGAAGAAAAUGGCACCCAGGAGUCACGUAUCAGCCCAUAUACCUUCUGCAAAGCUUUUCCGUUUCACAUCAUCUUUGACCGGGACCUAGUAGUCACUCAGUGUGGCAAUGCCAUAUACCGAGUGCUCCCCCAGCUCCAGCCUGGGAACUGCAGUCUUCUCUCUGUCUUCUCUCUGGUUCGUCCUCAUAUUGACAUUAGUUUCCAUGGGAUCCUUUCACACAUCAAUACAGUGUUUGUGUUGAGAAGCAAGGAAGGACUGCUGGAUGUAGAGAAACUAGAAUGUGAAGGUGAACUGACUGGGACAGAGAUCAGCUGCUUACGCCUCAAAGGUCAAAUGAUCUACUUACCUGAAGCAGAUAGCAUACUUUUCCUUUGUUCACCAAGUGUGAUGAACCUUGACGACUUGACAAGGAGAGGACUGUACCUGAGUGACAUCCCUCUACACGAUGCCACGCGUGACCUCGUUCUUUUGGGAGAGCAGUUUAGGGAGGAAUACAAACUGACACAGGAACUGGAAAUCCUCACGGACAGGCUGCAGCUCACAUUAAGAGCUCUAGAAGAUGAAAAGAAAAAGACCGACACACUGCUGUAUUCUGUCCUUCCUCCAUCUGUUGCCAAUGAGCUGAGACAUAAGCGUCCAGUGCCUGCCAAAAGAUAUGACAAUGUGACCAUCCUCUUCAGUGGCAUUGUGGGCUUCAAUGUGUUCUGCAGCAAGCAUGCCUCUGGUGAAGGAGCCAUGAAGAUUGUCAACCUUCUCAAUGAUCUCUACACCAGAUUUGACACACUGACUGAUUCACGGAAAAACCCAUUUGUUUAUAAGGUGGAGACUGUUGGUGACAAGUACAUGACAGUGAGUGGUUUGCCCGAGCCAUGCAUCCACCACGCACGGUCCAUUUGCCACUUGGCCUUAGACAUGAUGGAAAUUGCUGGCCAGGUUCAAGUAGAUGGUGAAUCUGUUCAGAUAACAAUAGGGAUACACACUGGGGAGGUGGUGACCGGCGUCAUAGGACAGAGAAUGCCUCGAUACUGUCUCUUUGGAAACACUGUCAACCUCACUAGCAGAACAGAAACCACAGGAGAAAAGGGGAAAAUUAAUGUGUCUGAAUACACAUACAGGUGCCUUAUGUCUCCAGAAAAUUCAGAUCCCCAAUUUCAGUUGGAGCACAGAGGCCCUGUGUCCAUGAAGGGCAAAAAAGAACCAAUGCAAGUCUGGUUCUUAUCCAGAAAAAGCACAGGGACAGAGGAAAUAAAUCAGGAUGAUAACUGAACCUCUUCCCUUGGGAUGGAGGCCUGCAGAUGAAGAUUCUGUGAUCUCCAGACACCAAGCCAAGGAUAAGAUUCUGAUUUUUUUGACUGUCCUCUUUGAUUUUUUUCCCUGUACUCUUAAGUCAAUUUCAUACUAUCCAUUGUUCAGUAUUCACUUUGCUUUGAUUAUUUUUAAGAUUUUCAUAUAUUAUGUAAAGUUUGGCUUUUAAUGUGGAUGAUGUGCAUUUCAUGUGUCUUAAAAUCUACUGCAAGGAUAACCUUAACUGUUGAUGCCUGCAAGUGGUAGGCAUCCAAUAAAUAUUUGUUGAAUUUAAAUAAAAUGGAAGAGUAUUUUGCUGUGUGUGUAUGUAUAUAAUCAUGCUUCACCAAAUCUGUUUAAUGCUCCAUAUAUAUGUAUAUGUAUAUUUUAAUGACUAUAACCUAGAACAAACUUUAUAUCAUAUUUGGUGUAUAUCAUUAUAGAAAUCAUUUUGUAAUGGAGUGAAUCUAAGUUUUAGGAAAAGAUGAUAUUUAUUUUCAGACUUCCAAAGUAAGAAUUAAUACCAUGCUAAGGAAAGAGUGACUAUUUUAAAGUAUGCUAAUUUUCUUUUGAAAAUAUAAUACACAUUAUGAUGAUUAAAUCAUUGGAUUCAAGUCAUGUAGCAAUCAUAAUUUGUUUGAAGUGCUAUCAUUUAUAUUGUAAUAAAAUUUACAUUUCACUGGGCACUGGUGACUCAUGUUUGUAAUCUUAGCUACUCAGAAGGCUGAGAUG